Messenger RNA from Arachis ipaensis, 1027 nucleotides. NCBI's taxonomy places the organism in Eukaryota, Viridiplantae, Streptophyta, Magnoliopsida, Fabales, Fabaceae. The record is from RefSeq and is a predicted model, not a curated record.
AUGUCAUCCGUUGUUGUGUUGUUGUUAUCGUGCCUGUGCUUGUUUGCUACUAUUGGUAGAAUUCACCAUGUCAACAUAGUGCAACUUAUUGGUUUCUGCGUAGAGGGAUCAAAGCGUGCUCUCAUAUAUGAGCUCAUGGAAAAUGGAUCAUUAGAAAAAUACAUAUUUUCCCCUCAGAAGAAUGAUUCCUUAAGUUGUGAAAAACUCUACACCAUUUCCCUUGGAGUAGCACGUGGAAUUGAAUACUUGCAUAAUGGGUGUGACAUGAAAAUUCUGCACUUUGACAUCAAGCCUCACAAUAUUCUUUUGGAUGAGAACUUCAACCCAAAAGUGUCUGAUUUUGGACUUGCAAGGCUAUCUCCCACUGAUAAAAGCAUUGUGUCUAUGACUGCAGCAAGAGGAACCAUAGGGUACAUGGCUCCUGAGCUCUUCUAUAGAAAUGUUGGCGCAAUCUCAUACAAAGCCGAUGUCUAUAGCUUUGGGAUGUUGUUAAUGGAGAUGGCUAGUAGAAGGAAGAAUUUGAAUGCACAGACUGAAAAUUCCAGCCAAAUAUAUUUUCCUUUCUGGGUUUAUGAUGAAUUGCAGGAUGGAAGGGAAAUAACAAUAGAAAAUGACACAGAUGAAGAGAUGAAGUUGGCAAAAAGAAUGAUGAUUGUGGCAUUGUGGUGUAUACAAACAAGGCCUAAUGAUCGACCUUCAAUGAAGAGAGUUGUGGAGAUGCUAGAACAAGAUGAUGACUUAGAAAUGCCUCCAAAACCGUACUUCUACCCACUUGAUGCACUCACAGAAGAGAAUGUUGAAGAUACUACUACUCAUAACAGUUCAAAGUUAUCCUCUGGUGACGUCUCUUCAGUUAGUGAUUCAAAGGAAUAGAAAUAAUCUGAAUGGACUCUACUUUGAUAUAAUGUUGCAUGCUCUGUAUCUAGCUAGCUUAUGUCUUUGGCUAUGUUGUGUAUAUUAGUAUUUCUGAUGUAUAUGAUGACAAUAAAUUCGUUCCUAUGUGGUCUAUAAAUACUUUUUCAACUUA